AUGCCGCCAUUCGUUCCCCGCAAACGCUCGCGCUCUCCCGCGCCUGCAUCGGUUCCCAAACGCGCAAAGAAGAACAUCUUUGACGCGCUCGACGCGCCUUCCGGCAACACGAGCUCCUCCGCCGACCAGGCCUUUCUCGACGCGUUAAGCAGCGACAGCAGCGAUGAAUGCCUCAGCGACGCCGAUAGCGACGAGUUCGAGGACGUAAACAUCGCCAAAUCGAAGGCCAAAGCUUCCAAAGGCGCGGCCAAAGAUGCUAACGAUGGCGAAGACGAUGAGGACGAGAUGGAUUGGGAGGAUGCUCUGAAUGACCAAACGGAUACACCGGCGGCAGAUACUCCCCAGCCGAAGCUUGCGCCUUGGCAGCGCGGCCUAGACGACGCUGACGACGUGCUCGAAGUGUCGCUCGGUGGCCCCGCUGAAGCCAACGACGAGAUUGCGAGGAGGAAAGCGCUUGGAAUCAAGGGUCCCUCGAAGAAAGAUCGCCAACUUCGAAUCUGGACCCACUGCAUGCACGUACAAUUACUACUAUGGCAUAAUCACAUACGAAAUGGCUGGGUAUGCGACAAAGAGGUCCAGAAGAUAUUAGUGGAGCAAUUACCAGAGGGCGUGAAGAAAGAGGUCCAGCGCUGGCGGAGAGACUCCGGCCUACCGCCAGACCCGUCGCUUGAGCCGCCGCCAAAGGUUAAGGGGAAGAAAGGACCGGCAAAGGGCAAGGGAAAAGAGAAGAGUGAUAGACAUUCAGAGAGAAAUCAGCGGGACUGGGGAGGAACUGCAGGUCGCACCGAACCAGGCACCCCGAAUUUGAGUCAAGGAGACCCUCUGUACCGACUUUUAACAUAUCUGGCUGCCUACUGGAAGAAACGCUUUCGAAUCACUGCACCGGGUCUGCGCAAAAAGGGCUAUUUUCCUACAGCAAAGUCGCUUGCUACUGAGACCAAAGCCUGGCAGGCAACCAGGGAGGACUCGUCAAAGCAGAAGAAAGUAGAAAAGGAGAAGCCUAACACUGAAGAGUACGACAUUGAAAGGUUCGGGGAGCGGAUCCGCGACAAGGCAGAGUUUCUGGAGGCAGCACGAACAUGCAGAGGUAGUAGGGAUGUCGGUGCUCAGCUCUUUACUGCACUUGUCAGGGGUAUAGGUCUGGAGGCCCGUAUGGUAGCAAGCCUCCAGCCCAUAGGAUUUGGAUUUACGAAAGUGGAAGAAGUCAUCAUGAAAAAGGGAGAGAAUAGCAAGACCGAGGAUCCGAAGUCGAAUGCGGAUGCGCAGGCAGAUGCCGCCACCGAUUCAAACGCGAAGAAGACUACUGCUAAAUCGCAAAAGCCUGUUCACCCAACUGCGAAGAAAUCAUCUACUAGAAAAUCCGGCACGAAACCCUUAGCUGUCGUCCCUGAUGAGGAUAGUGAUAGCUCACUCAGCUCAGCAAAGUCCGACAUUUCUGAUGCAUCAAAGCCAGCCACGGCACUGAGCAAGAAACACUACGACACGGAUCUAAAGUACCCAGUUUACUGGACCGAGGUUUUGUCGCCUAUAUCUAAUACCUACAUCCCCGUCUCACCACUUGUCAUUGCUACAGUCGCUUCAACACCUGAAUUUCUAUCAGCGUUUGAACCCCGAGGUGCCGCAGCUGAUAAAGCCAAACAAGUGAUCUGCUAUGUUAUCGCAUACAAUGCAGACGGAACUGCCAAGGAUGUAACAGUCCGCUAUCUCAGGGGUCGCAUAUGGCCCGGCAGGACCAAAGGUUUCCGCAUGCCCGUUGAAAAAGUCCCCGUCUACAACAGACACGGCAAGGUCAAGCGCUACGAGGAAUUCGACUGGUUCAAACGCGUCAUGUCGAACUACACGCGCGACGGACGCUUGCGCACCGAGGCCGACAAGAUUGAGGACGAGGCAGACCUCGUUCCGAUCAUGCCACACGUCUCCAAAAAGGCCGAAAGCGGCGUGCCUGACACCCUCCAGGGCUACAAGAACAGUGCCGAGUACGUCCUCGAGCGCCACUUGCGCCGCGAGGAAGCCAUCCGCCCGACCGCCAAACCGUUCAAGACUUUCUUCACCGGCAAGGGCGACAAGGCCAAGGCCGAACCCGUCUUCCUGCGCAAAGACGUCGUGGCGUGCAAGACGGCCGAAUCGUGGCACAAGGAAGGCCGCCAGAUCAUGCAGGGAGCGGUGGCCAUGAAGCGGGUGCCCAUCCGGGCGGUGACGCUGAUCCGCAAGCGCGAGAUCGAGGAGGCGGAGCGCGAGAGCGGCGAGAAGGCCAUGCAAGGGCUUUACGCGCGCGAGCAGACGGAGUGGAUCGUGCCGCCGCCCAUCCGCGACGGCAAGAUCCCGCGCAACGCCUUCGGCAACAUUGACGUCUACGUGCCGACCAUGGUGCCCCAGGGCGCCGUGCACAUCCCCCUCCGCGGUACGGUGCGCGUUUGCAAGAAGCUUGGUAUCGACUUCGCCGAGGCGGUUACUGGAUUUGAGUUCGGCCGCCAGAUCGCCGUGCCGGUGCUGACGGGCGUCGUGGUGGCCGAGGAGAAUGGCGAGCUUGUGCGUGAGGCGUGGCGUGCUGAGCAGAAAGCGAAGCAGGAGAAGGAAGAUAAGAAGAGGGUGGAGACUGCGUUGAAGAUGUGGCGCAAGUUCAUGCUGGGGCUGAGGGUGAUUGAGAGAGUGAAGGAGGAGUAUGGAGAGGGCAAAGAUGGUUUGGAUGACGUGGUGAACCCGUUUGCGAGGAAGAAGAGGGAGGGCGAAGUGGGGAAUACUUUCGAGAGGAGGUUCGGGGACGAAUUCGAGGAUGAAGAGGAAGAGGGUGGUGGAUUCCUAAAAGAAGAUGAAAAGGAUCUAGGUCCUGGUGGGUUCUUUUUGCCUGGCCAGGAGGAAGAUCCUGGAGAGGGUGGCUUCAUCCGUGAAGAAGAUGAGCACACUGGUGGAGGUGGAUUCUUGCGCGAUGGUGAAGACAACGCAGUCGAAGGUGGUGGAUUCAUCAUUGAAGGCCACGACAGCAAGGAAAUACCGACGACCUCACAAGACUACCAUGCUGCCGGAGAUGCUCAGGACGCCCCAUUCUCCCUACAAUCCGCUCAUCAUCAUUUCUCAAAGGCGAACGCUGAAGAAACCCCUCAUGACGAGGGCGAAGAGAGCGAAAGCAACAGCCCGCCACCAAAGAAACGUGCCACCCGCGGCAACACCAAAGGGCGUGGCCGAGGUCGUGGCAGAGUGCGGGCAGCUACCACGACUAGCACACGAGGCAGGCGGAAGUCCUUUGAGGCAGAUGGUCUGGAUGAGACUGCAAAUGACUCUGAUGAUCUGCCAUCAGCACCAUCUGAGUCUGAUUCUCCGGUCUCUUCGGCGCCGGACGUGGGCGACGAGUCAGAGUCGGAGUCUGGUGCUAAGCACACGCAAAUCAGGGACAUGAAGGUGGCAGCGAUCAGGCUAGAGGCGAAGAAGCGGAUGAAACAUCAAAAACACGGUCGCGCCGAGGUGGUCGUGGUCGUGGGCGCGGAAGAGGGAGAGGGAGAGGGCGUUCAUGAGAACAGUUCAUCACCUGAGUAA
Molecule: messenger RNA, 3531 nt
Organism: Lasiodiplodia theobromae
Lineage: Eukaryota; Fungi; Ascomycota; Dothideomycetes; Botryosphaeriales; Botryosphaeriaceae
Product: DNA repair protein
Exons: 2
Coding region: 1-3531 (1176 amino acids)
Biological process (GO): nucleotide-excision repair; mismatch repair
Cellular component (GO): XPC complex; nucleus; cytoplasm
Molecular function (GO): single-stranded DNA binding; damaged DNA binding
Source: RefSeq, a predicted model, not a curated record